UUGAGUGGGAGUAGAAUGCAUGAUCAGUCUUCAAAAGCAGUUGCUGAGGACAGAAUGCAGAGAAGCGCAGAACUCAACACCAGCCAUUACAAGUACUGGAUUUAAUUGGUCAGCCCUCAGAAUGAGUUUGCUGAGCUGUAUCAUCAUUCAGAUACUCUGGGCUUUCUCUUCUAAGGGACAAGCUCCAGCAUGUGAAGAGCCGCCUGCUAUUGAUUUUGGGGGGAUUGUUAGUGAUGACAAAUUGGAGUAUAGGGAAGGUGACAAAGUGCAAUACAAGUGCAAUCCUGCAUACAGCCUGAUGGGAACUGAAUGGAUCACAUGCAGUGGAAAAACCUGGACACCUGCACCACAGUGUUUGGCACCGUGUAGUCUUACAAAACAGCAACUGGAGACCAAAAAUCUGCUUCUGUCCAAUAGGCGAAGACAUGCACAAUUGAUUCAGAGUGAGCACACACUGGAAUUUAUGUGCAGUGAAGGAUAUAUCCUCACAAUCCCUUCAGUCAGGAAGUGUGUUAAUGGGCACAUGGACUUGCCUUCAUGUAUCUCUGAAACAGGAAAAAACUGUAGCCGUCCACCUACUAUUGAGAAUGGAGACAUAACUACUUUCUUGGAAAAAGGAUACACAUCUGGCUCCUUUGUAGAAUUCAAAUGCCAACAAUUUUAUGCAAUGGAAGGACAGAACAGAUCUUUUUGUGACAAUGGGAAUUGGACAAAAGCACCACUUUGUUUAGAGCCAUGUGCUAUCUCAGUGGAAGAAAUGGAAAACCAGAUGGUAGAGCUGAAUGGGAGACCAAAUGAGAACAUAUCGCAAUGGGUGUACCUAAAACGUGGUGAUUUUCUUGAGCUUCGCUGCAAACCAGGAUAUGUACUUGCAACUAAUUUAUCUCAAUCUACUUUUAUGGUGCAAUGCAAUGGAAAUCCAAUUGUCUAUCCGGAAUGCAAAGAAAUUGUAUGUGAUCCUCCAGGAGUGGUUAAUGGUAGAUUCAGACCUCAAAGGAACAUGUAUAGGGAUGGUGAUGUCCUUAUAAUUACGUGUAAUCAUGGAUUUCACAUUAAUAAUGAACAAGAUACAGCUGAAUGCACAAAGAAUGGCUGGUUGCCUCCUCCAGGAUGUAGCAAUACACCAUGCCAAGGUGUUCCAGAUGUUUUCAAUGCUCAAACUGAAGGUAGAGUGAAGGAUAGUUAUGAACCUGGUGAAACAGUACGUUAUCAGUGCCAUUCUGGUUUUAUUAUAAGAGGAUCACCAGAUGUUACAUGUAGAGCUGGGAAGUGGACCCAAAAACCUGUAUGCGAAGUGAGCAAGUGUUUACCAGUAAAUGCACCAGAAAAUGGAAAAAUCCUUGCCGCUGGUGUAUAUGAGGCAAACCAAGAAUUUUCUUUUGGCCAAGUUGUACAGUUUGAAUGUAAUAUAGACUAUAAACUUUCUGGAUCUAAAGAAAUACAUUGCUCAGCUGAUGGACAUUGGAAUGCUGCUGUACCUACAUGCAUAGUGAUAACCUGCGAACCACCAAGAAUUAAUAAUGGAAAUUUAAUGACUCCAAUGAAAGUUUACAGGGAGAAUGAACGAUUGCAGUUUAUUUGUAAUGCUGGAUAUACAUUCGGUGAAAGAUCUGAUGCAGAGUGUACAGAAUAUGGAUGGCGUCCAAAACCAUCUUGUAAAGAAAUUAGAUGUGAUCCUCCAAUAGUGACUAAUGGAAUCUACGACCCCGCACAAGAAGUGUUCAGAGAAUUGGAAGUAAUCAGAGUGCACUGUAAUCAAGGAUUUCACUUUGAAACGGACAAUAGGGAGAAGACAGCAGAAUGCACAAAGAAUGGUUGGUUACCUAUUCCAAGAUGUAUCUUGAGACCCUGUGACUACCCAAAUAUAGAAAAUGGAGCAUUAACUGACUAUUAUGAACUUUACAAAGAACGAGCCUUUCCAGCACAGUUAGGCUUGUCAAUUUACUACAGAUGUCUUGAUGGUUACGUAUCUGAAAAAGAGGAGGACUGGACUCAGAUCAGUUGUACUAGAGGGGGCUGGUCUCCUGCACCAAAAUGCCUUAAAAAAUGUUCUCCUGGUCAUUUGGAAAAUGGUAGAUUUCUGUAUAGCUCUUGGAAAACCUACAAAGAAGGUGCUGACAUUUCAUAUGUGUGUUCUCCUCAUAAUCUGAAAACCAAAGUUACAUGCACAAAGAAUGGCUGGUCACCUACUCCAACAUGUACUUCUACCAAAAUCUGUGAAAAAGUUGAGAUACAGAAUGGUUAUUUCUCUGAAAGUAAGCGCAGAUUUAAUUUAAACGGGGAAGCAACAUAUGGGUGUCAGAUUGGUUACACGACUCCAGAAGGAAAAGUGACGGGGAAGACACAGUGCCUUCAAGAAGGAUGGACUCCUUUACCAAAGUGCAUUAAAACAUGUGAAAUGCCUCGUUUCGAGCAUAUUAAUUUCCACACAACUCGAACGGUGUUUCUGCCUGAUGAAACACUGGAAUAUGAAUGUGCGGAUGGAUACCAAACAGUAAAUAAAAUCACAACAGGUUAUACAGUGUGUGGCAUAAAUGGAUGGACUCCUGAGCCCCAGUGUCUUGCCAUAGAAUGUGAAAUGUUGACAUUGUCCAAAGGCUCAGUUUCCCCCCCAAAAGGGAAAUAUGAUAAUGGAGAUGUGGUAACUUUUUCCUGUGCAAAAGGUCACAAAAGAGUGGGACCUGACUCCUCUCAGUGCUAUUACUUUGGAUGGUUCCCAGCAUCUCCGACAUGUAAAGAGGAAACCAAAGCUUGUGGAGAACCACCCAGCAUUACCAAUGGGAAUAUUAUCAGUGAACUUCAUGAGAACUAUCAGCAUGGUGACUCAGUGGAAUAUGAUUGUGACCUCAGUUUUAAAAUUAUUGGAUCAAGAAAAAUAGAAUGUAUUGAUGGGGAAUGGACAUCUUUACCUUCUUGCACAGAAGAGGAAAAAACCUGUGGACGACCACCCCAUAUUACCAAAGGGAGAGCUGUCAAUAUAGAACGUGAACAGUACAUUCAUGGAGAUACAGUGGAAUAUGAAUGUGAAAAAAACUAUGUAAUGGUUGGGCCAAAUAAAGGGAAGUGUCUUAGUGGAGAAUGGAUAUCUUUGCCUUCGUGUGCUGAUAAAUCUGCUACAUGUGAACUUCCAGACAAUUUUGAGAAUAUAAUAAUUUUACAAACUGCCAGCAAAAGGAUCUAUACGCACAAAACAUCUAUAAUGUACAAAUGUAAAACAGAUGGCACAAACUUUAUACAAGCAACUUGUAAACAUGGGGAAUGGACACCCAAAAUUGACUGCAUAGAAAGAAAAUGCCCACCUCCACCUCAGCUUCCGGGUGCCAUCAAGAUCACAGAGACACGAAACUAUGAGAGUGGUGAAAAAAUAGCUUUUACGUGCCUAGAGCAUUUUGAACACCAAGGAGUGAAAGAAAUAAUGUGUGAAAAUGGGAAGUGGCAAUCACCACCGCACUGUGUUGAAAAAUUAUGUUUCCAGCCACCUUCCAUAGCAAAUGGUGAGAUUCUCAGUCUAGAAAAUCAGAACUUAAGACAGGAGCAAUCAGCACCAGUGACUUAUCGGAAUGGUACCAUGUUAACGUACAGUUGCAACUCUGGCUUCAUGUUACGUGGACCACCUGAGAUCAUUUGUAAGGCUGGAAGAUGGACCACAGCUCCUACAUGUGUUGAAAUGCCAUGUACAGGUGUUCCAAAUAUUAUCAAUGCUCAGACUGAAAGCACAGUGAAGCAUAGUUAUAAGCCUGGUGAAACAGUACGUUAUCAAUGCCAUCGUGGUUUUACCAUCAGUGGACCAUCAGAAGUUACGUGUAAAGCAGGGAAGUGGUCCACACAACCUGUAUGUGAAGAUGCAACAUGUAGCGCGCCACGUAAUGUUCCCAAUGCUGAUAUUGUAAAUGAUAAGGAGGGAAGGUAUCUGCCUGGUGAAAAAGUGCAAUAUAAAUGUAGGGAAGGAUAUGAAAGUAUGGAAUCAAAGUAUGUAAUUUGUGAAGAUGGAGAAUGGUCACAACCACCAAUUUGCAAAGAGGUUGCAGGAAAGUGUGGGCCCCCACCUACUACUGAUCAUGGAGACACCAUUGACUUUGCAAAGCCAGUAUAUGAUUCAGGUUCAAUUGUGCAAUACAGAUGCAAAAGUUUUCAUGCAAUGAGGGGAUCUGAAUUUGUUCACUGCGAGUCUGGCCAAUGGACAAACCCACCAGUUUGCUUAGUGCCAUGUACAGCAUCCCCAGAAGAGAUGAAGAAAAACAAUAUUGAGCUGAAAUGGAGGGAUACCGCUAAAUUGUAUUCAGAAAGUGGAGAUUUUAUUGAAUUUAACUGUAAAUGGGGAUAUGAAAGGGAUCCAACAUCUUCUGACUUUAGAAUACAGUGUAUGGAGGGGAAAUUAGCAUAUCCUAAAUGUAAGAAAGGACGUACUUCAGGAUGAAUAAAAAGAAGCAUCGAGCAGAUAAUUUUAACUGAGAUCUGAGGAUCAGAAUCCAAUGACUAGUUAUUUGUAAUGUUCACACAUUAUGUCCUUUGUCAAUAUUUUAGCUUAAAUUGAUUACAUGUUUCAGUUCAGUCACUUUUUUUUAUCAUUGGUCACAAUGGUUUAAAAUAUACAGUCAUAAAAUAGUAACAACAGAUGGGCAAAUAGGUUCACGCUCAGAUCAAACUACAGCUUUUUAUGAUAUUUAGAAAAGGAAAUUUUAAGGGAAAUCGUACACAUCUGCACAUCCUGAAUUACACACUUCCUGCUCGCUGAAACAGAAAGCAGCGGUAUUUCCCUCUGGCCCAAAUCAGGAACUCCAGGAAGUCUCAUUAGAAACAUUAAUCUUGAGAGAUUUUUAGCCUAAUCACCACACCAAAAUGUUUAGGAUAUGCAUGGAGGCUUUUGAGUUCUGCCCAUCACUAUUAGCUGUUGGUGAUCAUUCUUCCAAAUAUUUUAGUCCAUGUAACCAAAAAAUGAUCCUGUCAUCUAGCAUAGUUGUACAGAAAACAUUGACUUCUCUGCUUAAAAUGUAAACUCUUAGUGUCUUAAUUAUGUCUCCUUUUUAAAAUUAAAGAUUUGUAUGUUUCAUUUACCACUCUUCUUAAAAGGUCUGUUAUUUGGACUUUUUUGGGUUUUUUAUUAACAGCAUUAUCUGUAGUAAAGCGAGAAGGAAUCUUAGGAUUUGUAGAAAAAUGGAGACAAAGAUGAAAGUCUGCGGCUAAUUUGAAUAUCAACAUGAUACAUGCAUUUGACAGUGUGUGAAUAAAUUGCCUAUUCCUAUUUUCCACUGUAUGCAAUAAACUGGAAAUUAGACUA
Messenger RNA from Mauremys mutica (yellowpond turtle), 5278 nucleotides. Its product is annotated as complement factor H-like. The transcript is spliced from 25 exons. The record is from RefSeq and is a predicted model, not a curated record. Lineage: Eukaryota; Metazoa; Chordata; Testudines; Geoemydidae. Bases 20 to 4417 code for a protein of 1465 amino acids.